AUGGAAGAUGAAGAAGAUAAUGGUUUUCUAGUUCAUAUUUUCACAGGAUCACAAAGUCCAUGUGAGGUUUCCGUUCUUAGGAAGAUUUGUAUGAAGUAUGGGUUAACACAAUGGGAUUUAAUGAACGGAUAUCUUCCUUGGAGACAGCGAACAGCAUUGCGAUCAAUGGUAUGCAGGAUGAUUAAGAAGCAAGCAAUUUCAGAAUAUGAUAACAUUCGCGCAGAUCCACUGAGAAUUCAAAAAGAUAACGAAGAAUUGAUAAAUAAUCCAGAGAAAUUAAAAGAAUCUGGAUAUGUUUUUAAAGGAGGCUUAUUGGUUAGUACAAAAUGGGAUAGAGCUAGUUCUGAAUGGGAAAAAACAAGAAUGGAAAAUACUAAAAAGUAUGAAAUUCCUAAAGAAGAAGCUGAAACAAUUAACAUUCCAUCAGUAAUAUCUGUAGAUUACAUGCGGCAACAAUGUUUUAGACGUAGACAGUCACUUUUAAUUUAUCGAGCGGCGUUGAUCGCAGAAAUCGCUCGUCGUGAAGGUAAAAAGCCUGAAAGUUUAAAUGUAGAUGAGUUACAGAUAAGAUCCGGAUGUGAUGUCGUUAUUCCAAAAGCAAGUACUAAAUUAGAACCAGAUCCUGCCAUUGGUGAAGUAUUUUAUACACCCAACCUUAACUGA
This is a messenger RNA of Trichomonas vaginalis G3, 663 nucleotides long. RefSeq names its product ubiquitin-associated/translation elongation factor EF1bB N-terminal, eukaryote family. NCBI's taxonomy places the organism in Eukaryota, Parabasalia, Trichomonadida, Trichomonadidae. The record is from RefSeq and is a predicted model, not a curated record. The transcript has a single exon. The coding region runs from base 1 to 663 and encodes 220 amino acids.